Candida dubliniensis CD36 is the source of this 1299-nucleotide messenger RNA. RefSeq names its product Oye32p (gene OYE32). Gene Ontology annotation, cellular component: intracellular anatomical structure. Bases 1 to 1299 code for a protein of 432 amino acids. The transcript has a single exon. The record is from RefSeq and is a predicted model, not a curated record. NCBI's taxonomy places the organism in Eukaryota, Fungi, Ascomycota, Pichiomycetes, Serinales, Debaryomycetaceae. Gene Ontology annotation, molecular function: FMN binding; NADP binding; NADPH dehydrogenase activity.
AUGACAAUUCCAUACGAAGUUAAACCAUCAGAUGAAAUCAAGGGUGCUCCUGAGGUUUCCUAUUACACUCCAGAACAACCUGUUCCAGCUGGUACUUUUUACCCUCAAUCACCAGAUGAAGUUGCUCCCAAGAUUUUCCAACCUUUAAAGAUUGGUAAGCUUACUUUGCAUAAUAGAAUCGGUGUCUCGCCAAUGUGUCAAUACUCUGCUGAUUAUAAUUUUGAAGCAACUCCCUACCAUUUAAUCCAUUAUGGUUCGUUGGUCGUUCGUGGUCCAGGAAUAACUAUUGUUGAAAGCACUGCUGUUUCUCCAGAGGGUGGAUUAUCGCCUCACGAUUUGGGAAUUUGGAAGGACGAGCAAGCACAGAAAUUGAAACCAAUUGUUGAUUAUGCACAUUCGCAAAAGCAAUUGAUUGCCAUCCAAUUAGGUCAUGGUGGUAGAAAAGCAUCUGGUCAGCCAUUAUUUUUGCAUUUGGAACAAGUUGCUGACAAAUCUGUCAAUGGGUUUGCCGACAAAGCUGUUGCUCCUUCUCCAUUGGCAUUCAGACCAAAUGGUAAUUUACCAGUUCCUAAUGAAUUAACCAAAGAGGAAAUCAAGCGUAUUGUUAAGGAUUUUGGUGCUGCCGCUAAAAGGGCUAUUGAGAUCAGUGGAUUUGAUGCAGUGGAGAUCCAUGGUGCUCAUGGUUAUUUGAUUAAUGAGUUUUAUAGUCCAAUUUCAAACAAGAGAACGGAUGAAUACGGUGGCAGUUUUGAAAACAGAACCAGAUUUUUGAAAGAAGUUAUUGAUAGUGUUAAGUCGAGUAUUCCAAAGGAUGCCCCAGUGUUUUUGAGAAUCUCUGCUGCUGAAAAUAGUCCUGAUCCAGAAGCUUGGACUAUUGAAGACUCAAAAAAAUUAGCUGACAUUUUAAUUGAAAAGGGCAUAGCAUUGGUAGAUGUGUCAUCUGGUGGUAAUGAUUACAGACAGCCACCAAGAUCAGGAAUCAGUAAAGAGUUAAGAGAGCCAAUCCAUGUUCCCUUGUCUCGUGCAAUUAAGCAACAUGUUGGCGACAAGCUAUUAGUCAGUUCAGUAGGUGGAUUAGAGAAAGAUCCUGAAUUACUCAACAAGUAUUUGGAAGAAGGAGCAUUUGAUUUUGCUUUGAUCGGUAGAGGAUUUUUAAGAAAUCCAGGUUUGGUCUGGGAGUUUGCUGAUAAACUUGGUGUCAGACUUCAUCAGGCUUUGCAGUUAGGUUGGGGUUUCUGGCCCAACAAACAACAAAUUAUUGAUUUGAUUGAAAGAACAUCUAAAUUAGACGUAAAUUAG